Molecule: messenger RNA, 1443 nt
Organism: Sphenostylis stenocarpa
Lineage: Eukaryota; Viridiplantae; Streptophyta; Magnoliopsida; Fabales; Fabaceae
Source: the annotation of a GenBank genome assembly
AUGACGGAACCUCAGAGUCUUUCACCAUUGGCACGUUCGGCAGCGUCAGAAAUCGAACCACCACCUCAACCUCUUUCACCUCCAAAAAAGAAACGAAGCCUUCCUGGAAUGCCAGAUCCAGAUGCUGAAGUGAUUGCUUUGUCACCGAAGACACUGUUGGCGACGAACCGUUUCGUUUGCGAGAUCUGUAACAAAGGGUUUCAACGCGAUCAGAACCUGCAACUUCACCGGCGCGGGCACAACUUGCCGUGGAAGCUGCGGCAGCGAGGGAGCAAGGAACCGCGGAAGAAAGCGUACGUGUGCCCCGAGCCUUCGUGUGUCCACCACAACCCCGCCAGGGCGCUCGGCGACCUCACCGGCAUCAAAAAGCACUUCUGCAGAAAACACGGCGAGAAAAAGUGGAAAUGCGAACGCUGCUCGAAGAAAUACGCCGUACAGUCGGAUUGGAAAGCUCACAUGAAAACUUGUGGCACCAGAGAGUACCGAUGCGACUGCGGCACCUUGUUCUCUAGGAGGGACAGUUUCAUCACGCACAGAGCAUUUUGCGAUGUGUUAGCGCAAGAGAGCGCCAGGACUCAGGUCCAAGCCCAAGCCCAGGCCCAGACCCAGACCCAGAAUGGUAGCACUAGCGACGUUGACGCGGCUUCUUCGCCCCCUGCGCCUCCACUUACUCCUUCUGCGUCUGUGGUGUCUCCAACCUUGUCCAUUCAGAGCUCAGAAAUUCCAGAAAACCCAACAAAGCUGUCACCCAUGUCUCCAAACGCAACGCGCUUGGUGACAAGCAGCGCCCCUUCAAGUGCCACUGCUUGCACCACUGUUUUUGCAAGUGUGUUGGCACCGUCCACAACAACAACAACUCAGUCACAAUCUCAUUCACAGUCACCGUCAACUUCCUCAUUCUUCAACCUCAUGUCAAACUUGGCUCGCUCGGACAACCCCAAUGCCAUCUCUAAUCUGAUAGAACCCACAUCCCUCUCCCUCUCCUCACCGCUCUAUCUCUCCAACAAUGACUCCCCACACUUCACAACAUCUCCUCAACCUGCACUAUCCGCCACUGCAUUACUCCAAAAAGCAGCUCAAAUGGGUGCAUCCAAUGCUUCCCUUCUUCGUGGCUUAGGCUUAGCAACAACAUCAUCAUCAUCAUCCUUCGGGAAAGACGAGGAUUUUAACAUCAAAGCAACCACAGCAGCACAAUGGAACGGGCAAGUAAAGCAAGAGAAUCAGCCUGUGGUGGACAACCUUGGGCUUGGGCUUCACGGUGGGAGUGGAAGUGUGACAGAUGUGAUGAUGGACCCUUCUAUCCCAUUUGUGGGCCAGCCCAUGACCCGUGAUCUUCUCGGUCUUGGCAUUGGUGGCGGAGCAAGCAGGGGUGGACUCUCUGCUUUGCUCACCUCUUUCGGAGGGAACUUUGAUUCACCCGGUGAUGGAGGAGUUCAUCAGUAG